AGCCUGCUGCCCGGUCUGCCUAUAAAACGAGAGGCCCCCCCGUCGGCCAUUGCCAACAACCAGUCCACUCGCUCCGAGGUGAGUAGUAGGUAAGCAGCAGCUAGUGGUGCAGGGGAGAGCAAAUUAAUCAGCAGCUAGUAGCUAGCAAUGGCGGCUCAUCAGGGAGGAAGAAGAGGCAGCGGUGGUGUGGUGGUCCUUGCGGCGGCGCUUGUCCUCUGCGUGCUCCUCCACGAGGCCCAGGUCGCCGAGUCGGCGGUGUUCACCGUCGGCGACCGCGGCGGCUGGAGCUUCAACUCCAACAGCUGGACCAACGGCAAGCGCUUCAAGGCCGGCGACGUCCUGGUGUUCAAGUACGACUCGUCGGCGCACAACGUGGCGGCGGUGAGCGCGGCCGGGUACAAGGGCUGCAGCGCUCCCCGGGGCGCCAAGUUCUACAGCUCCGGCAACGACCGCGUCACCCUCGCCCGCGGCACCAACUACUUCAUCUGCAGCAUCCCCGGCCACUGCCAGUCCGGCAUGAAGAUCGCCGUCAACGCCGCAUGACGACCAUGACCAUGAUUCUCUUUGAGUGUGCCUUAUGUGAAUCUGCUUUUGUUAUUAUUACCACAUAUAUAGGAGUGCUACUGCAUGCAUAAAAGGUUGUUGGUUCAGAGUCGUGCUUGAUGAUCGAUUAUUGUCAGUUGCAGUGGUGUGUGUGGAUUGUGAUCGGUGCGAGUUUCAUAUCGAUAUAUGAAUGAAUAAACACAUAUAUACAUCAUGAUUCUGCUUAA
This is a messenger RNA of Panicum virgatum (switchgrass), 770 nucleotides long. RefSeq names its product basic blue protein-like. Bases 148 to 543 code for a protein of 131 amino acids. NCBI's taxonomy places the organism in Eukaryota, Viridiplantae, Streptophyta, Magnoliopsida, Poales, Poaceae. Gene Ontology annotation, cellular component: plasma membrane. The record is from RefSeq and is a predicted model, not a curated record. The transcript has a single exon. Gene Ontology annotation, molecular function: electron transfer activity.